AGAAGGUACAAAUGCUCAUUAUGUACAAAGAGGUUCACCCGACCCAGCUCGUUAGCUACCCAUAUGCACAGCCACACGGGUGAAAAGCCUUAUGAAUGCCUUGUGGAAGGUUGUGGUCGUAGAUUCUCCGUGGUUAGCAACUUGCGUCGUCAUGCCAAAAUC
This is a messenger RNA of Mycotypha africana, 162 nucleotides long. RefSeq lists its product as uncharacterized. Gene Ontology annotation, cellular component: nucleus. Gene Ontology annotation, molecular function: DNA-binding transcription factor activity, RNA polymerase II-specific; RNA polymerase II cis-regulatory region sequence-specific DNA binding. The record is from RefSeq and is a predicted model, not a curated record. Lineage: Eukaryota; Fungi; Mucoromycota; Mucoromycetes; Mucorales; Mycotyphaceae. Gene Ontology annotation, biological process: regulation of transcription by RNA polymerase II. The annotation marks the transcript as partial. The transcript has a single exon.